Molecule: messenger RNA, 3688 nt
Organism: Zalophus californianus (California sea lion)
Lineage: Eukaryota; Metazoa; Chordata; Mammalia; Carnivora; Otariidae
Gene: TRARG1
Product: trafficking regulator of GLUT4 (SLC2A4) 1
Exons: 3
Coding region: 543-1070 (175 amino acids)
Cellular component (GO): membrane
Source: RefSeq, a predicted model, not a curated record
CAGUGGAAACGAGAGGCCCACCCGAGUCCCUCUGGGCUGGGCUGGGCUGGGCUGGGCUAGGGCCCAGGCAGUACACUGCUGGGCAGUUCUCAGGGGAGUGGGGAAUUGAAAAGAAAAAGCAUCUCUGAGGAGGGUGAGGGGAGGGAGGCUGUGUGGUGUACUCUCUCUCUCUCUCUCUCUCUCUGACUUAGCCUAAGCCUCACCCGGGAGAGGAGCGUCUUCACUCUGCUCUUGGAGCUGCUUUCUGUCACUUCCCCGCCCAUCUGUGCUGUCAGCAGCACCAGCAAAGUUGGCCUCAAACUUGAACAGAGCUGAAGGCUCCAGCUAGCUCUGCGGGGGCAUCGGGCCGGCCUCAGCCUCUGAACUCAGCUGGUCCGGAGAAGCCGACCUCGGCCAGCUCCCGGGUAGCCCUUGCUCCCCUGGGGGACGCUUCUGCCCCUGACCUGUCAGCCCCCAGUCUGGGCAGAGGAAUGGUGUGCUGAGCUCUCUCUGGAGCCGAUCAUCUCAGCUUGAAGCUGGAGCAACCCAAGGCCCAAGCCAGCAUGGCCAACCCGUUGCAGCCUCAGUUUCCCUCAGCCCAGGAGCCAGGCACCGCCUUACCCCUGGACCUGCCAGAGAUGGAGAUGCUUCUCACGAAGGUGGAAGGCAAGGAUGACAAGCCACUGAAGCUGUCCAAGUCCCUCUCGAGGGCCCUGGACCUGGAGCAGAAUGGCCACGGCCUGCCCUUCAAGGUGGUAUCCGAGGGGCACCAGGAUGCCACCCUCCCCUGGUCGGCCUCUCGGGCCAGCUCUAGACGGGCGUCCUCCAUUGCCACUGCGUCCUCUGCCCAGGACCAAGAAGUCCCCAAAGAUUACCUCAUCCUUGCCAUCGCCUCCUGCUUCUGCCCCGUGUGGCCCCUCAACCUCAUCCCCCUCAUCUUUUCCAUCAUGUCCCGAAGUAGCGUGCAACAGGGGGACCUGGAUGGGGCCCGGAGGCUGGGCCGCCUGGCCCGGUUGCUCAGCAUCACCUUCAUCAUUAUGGGGAUCAUCAUCAUCAUUGUGGCCAUGACCGUCAAUUUCACAGUGCAUUAGAAAUAAAACAGACCAGGGCGCUGCGCAGGCGGAGGCUGGCCCCCGGAGGCCUCCACUCUCACGCGCCCCCCCUCCCGCGGGAGGACAGGACGGUGAUGUCCCUGUGCUCCCAAAGCACGAACUUGGAGGGAAGCCCCCAGGUCUCCCCACUGUCAGCCCACCUCAGAUGUGAGAAGCGCGAAGAAUGAAGGAUGGGGUUUAAUCUCGCGGACGCUGCCCGGUAUUUGGCCUCCGUGCGCUGGCUGGUUUCUCAUCCCCACCGUUUCCUGGGACCCACCACACAGCACAUACUGCCUGUUUGAGGAGGAACCAGCCCCGCGGAUGACACGGCGACGAGAGGGACUGGACGGAGGCAGGAGAGAAGCAGCACACUCCCUGCGUGUCUGAGGACCGGGAGCCAAGACGUGGGACUUUCUCUUUUGUAUUUUUCUUGGGUGGGGGGGUGGGGUGUAAAAAAAGACUAUUUGCAUGCCUUGUGCCACAGGCUUGCUGCGAUCGCAGCUCAGGGGCCCAGCUGCCGCCCAGCGUCUGCCCUGGGACCCCCUUGGGCACCAAAGAUGAGCAGCUGGAGAGAGGUGACAGCCACAGGCGUGACAAGUGGAGGCACCAAGAGGUAUGUUGGUGAAGACACGACCCGCAGACUUCUUCUCCUGCUUUUCAGUCUCAGGAGCCCCUCUGCUGAGAACUCUGGUCCCGGCGUGUCUCCCAGGAUGACCCAGUCUACCUCUCGCUCCCUCCCCUCCCUGUGCUGUCGCCUGGGGCCUGACCCCAGCCCUGCUCAGCCGGCCAGGAGCGGCCCGGACCUGAGCUCGCCUCCAGCCAUGGCCUCCCUGAUGGUCUAGGCGGCACACUUGGGGCACCACGCGGAGUGGCUUAGGUGGGCCUUGGGCUCCGGCUCCCAGCCUAGCGGCACCCGAUACUCUGUGCCUGACUUACCCUGUGCCCCUGGCCAUCCACACACCGCAAAGGCUUUCCCUGCAGGGGGUUUUGGGACCACCUCUGGGGGGAGGACUUGCAUGAGCUCCCAGGCUGUAAGCAGGAGGGUGGGCCAGAGGGUUUUUCUAAAGGUUUAUUGUUGAUUUGGUCUAGAGAGUUCUAAGACAGAGGGAAGAGCCUGGCUGAAGGGGCCAGUCUUUGGGGGAGUGGGAGGCCCUGGGCUUGGGAAUACACUCACAUGCUCAGAGGCAGGGGGCGACAAUAUGGCCUCUGUCUCAGGACCUAAUGGGACACCUGAAAGGACUGAGCAGGGUCCUUUGACCUCCUGCCUGGUUUCUGGCCCUGGGAUUCUCCCCAGACUUCCACUGGCGCAGGCUCUGCCCACAGGAGCCUCUCCUAUGCCCACCUACCUCGCUGGCUUCAGCUCCCAGACCCUCAGACAGGAAAGCUCCAGGCUUUCCCGCCCUGGAAAGCCCUGCCCAGCAGCCAGGGUUACUGCCCUUGCUGGGAGGGCUUGUUCCCAGCCGCAGCCAGACUAGCCCCAGGCUGGCAAAGACUGUUUCCCUGGCACCCAUUCAGGGUCCCUGCCUGUCUCCCUGACGCUCCUUAGAGACUCCUGGGAGGGAGUGUGUUAGCACAGAGGCUCUGUCUACCAGGAGGCGUCCUAGGUGCAGCUCCGAGCGGUCUAGGAGGGCUUUCAUGGCAGGAGAGGGGUGUAGGGCCCAGGGGCCCUGGGUGGGUCCCACUGGGGCCUGCGUUCCUGCGUCAGUUCCCCACCUGGGGAGCAGACUCCAACCUCUCCGGACCCUAAAGGAGGGGCUGGCUUUGCUUUACAAGACCUUUGAGGCCACAAUAGAGAUGCCUCUGUUGAGGGAGGGAGGGAGUGAGCCCAGAGGAUUUGUGUCACUUGUGAAGGCAGCUCAGGCCAGGAGGUGAGUCAUGAGGUCUACGGAACAGGUGGCUCACGAGCUGGUGGUCUCCUGGCAGCCCCGGGGGCCCCAGCCUCAGCACUCCAGGGAGAAGAGGCAAAGUAACCAGCUGGUUUAGGCAUGAUCUUGUAGGGAAAACGAUGACCAGGGUGGGGCUCUAUCUGUGGACUCUGUGCGCACUGUGACCGGCAUACACACCCCAACCUGCCCCGGGCCCCUGCAGUCACACCCGCAUUUCACACCUGCACAGACACACACUUGGUUCACACUCAAAGCCCAGAACAGUAGAGAAAGAGGGAAGCCACUGGCGGACAGCCACAGGACAGCUGGGACACCCAUCGAUGUAUGCGAGGACAACUUAGGAAACUUCUAGUUGUACCAAGGGAGGAGCUCAGAGGCGCUGAGGGUUGUGGAAGGAGCCUGAUCCCCCUGGAGGGAGGAGCACAAGGCUGAGGACCAGGAACCCUGCAGAGAUCCGACUGGGAGGGAGGUUCCCCUGACUCCCCUGCCGCCUCCACCCACAGGCAGCUUGGCACCCCAAGGCCUCACCCCCUGCUCCCAGCUCCAUCAUGGGUCCCGCCGCUGGCUGCCCGAACCCAGCGGUCCUCCAGCUUGGGGUGCUGCUGCAGCCUCUCCCAUGUCCAGGGGAAGCAGCGAGAACUACUCCCCCCACCCCGCCCCACCCCUGCCCCACCCCGCCGCCACCCAGCACCACACUCUCCAGUUGGCUCCUCUGUAUUGCUCGGCAUGGAA